Molecule: messenger RNA, 1233 nt
Organism: Linum tenue
Lineage: Eukaryota; Viridiplantae; Streptophyta; Magnoliopsida; Malpighiales; Linaceae
Source: the annotation of a GenBank genome assembly
AUGAAUAGAAAGCGAACCGCAAAUCCUCCCGAUUUGUUGUCAUCCAUGGAGGAGUCGAAGGGGGAACAGACGACUGCUACCGACGCUCAAAAGUCUCCCACUUUACCGGCGAGCGUCAUCGUCAACGUUUUGUCCAAACUCCCGGCGAGAUCUCUGUUCCGAUUCAGGCUCUUGUCCCGUAACUACCUCAAUCUAAUCCACUCCCCUGAUUUUAUCGCCGCCCACGCCCGCGAUUCCUGCCUUAAUCGCGCCGGUCUCCUCCUCCUCGCCGAAUCCCUCUCCUGCCCAGUGGCGUCCUUCUUACCGCCGGCGAUACCCGACAACAGCUGCGGCGGAGGAACGUCAAUCGAGCAAUUGAAAAACACUGGUGGGGCUUCCGACUUCCCCUUGCCCUUCCUCAAGGGUUACGGCCAAUUCGGAGUGCGACCCAGCUUGAGAUUUGCUGGAUCCUUCACCGGGUUAGUUUGUUUGAUCCUCCAUCGAUGGGGAGAGUACUGGGUUCUAUGGAACCCGGCCACCUCCCAAUUCAGCUUCGCUCCUCCGCCGAUCUUGCCUCAGGACGACUGCUUUUGCAACCGUGAAAGCCCCCACAGAGUCCUUGUUGGAUUUGGGUACGAUUCCGAGGCCAGUGAUUACAAGUCGGUUAGGGUUUGCUGGUGGCAGGAUGGUGGUAGUGGUGUUCAAGUUGAAGUUCUAAGUUGGGUUAAGAGGUCAUGGACACAAAUUCAAGACAGGAGCUUUCAAACCAUCCUGACUCUCAACCGAAAAGGAACCUGGAGCUUUCCCGAUCCUCCUCUCGCAACCAGCAAUGGGGGAGUGUAUUGGAUGGACACGAUUACUGGUAUGGUGCUUUGCUUCAAACUGCAUGAUGAAAAGUUGGAGUGGAUUUCGACUCCUUAUCCUGCAGAUUCGCCAAAAUGGUCUGUCCUGAGUACCAUUAGUGUCUGGAAAGGGUCACUUGCUAUGUUUGUGCUAACAGUACAAGACUCGUUACUUAGUGUCUGCUUGUUCGACGAAGGAGAUUCAUCCUGGUCUACUUUACUUACCAUUCCAAUGCUGGGUUCCCCUUGCAUACCAGAGGCCAUAUGGCGCGUCAAUGGCUGUAAUUUGUUCUUGCUCUACAUCAACUGCGUUACCUGCGAUUCCGAAGGAGGCAUAUUGAAGCUUCCAUUUGAGGAGAUUAGUAGAGCCUUUGAGUUUGCUGAGACCUUGGUUCCCAUCCCUGGCUGUUGA